AAACAAGUGUAAAAGUACGUUACCAAUUUAUUAAAAAUCAUAAUGAUAAUAAAUCGAAUUUUGAACUGUGCAACGUCCAAAAUAUUUUUAUAUCUUAGUUAUCAAAUUUCAGUUAGUGUUUGUACAGUGCAGGAAAAUCUCAAUUUUUAUGACCUUUUUGAUAAAACAAUACCUGAAACUUCGCUUCAAAAUCCAUUUAAGACUGAAGACGUUAACACGCUUUAUAAAUCAAUCUACAGAGACAACACAGCAAGAUUUUUUAAUAUUGAAGACCCUAAAUCGCAUGAGUUAAAGAAUGAGGUACAUUUUGGUCUAGACAAUACAAAAAUACCCUCUCCACAAAACAGUGCUUUUGAAGAUCUUAUUGACACUAUGUGUUCUGAAACAAAUACGAAUAACCAUGAGUCCCAUGAGUCCCAUGAGUCGAUUCGACAGGAUGUGUACGAUUUCUUGUCGGAAAAUAAAUGGUAUCUACAUGGUGGAAUAGGAGCUUUUGGAGUCAGUGCCAUUACUUUUAUUGUCAUGGUUUAUCGAAAAUGGCGUCAAAAGAAAAUUAAUUCUGAAAACGGCAAUUCCUCGAGUGUGGAAGAUCAAAAUUCUCAAGAUGAACGACUUGUAGUCAAUACAGUAGAAAAUAAACAAGACGAAGAAAGACCACAAGCAGACAACUCCGACGAUACUAUUUUGCUAAUUUCUGUUUAGCAUUCGAAUAUGUAUUGCACAAUGCUGUAUUGUGAUAUUGUGAUUUAACAAAAAAAUAUUUUUUC
Zophobas morio is the source of this 767-nucleotide messenger RNA. RefSeq lists its product as uncharacterized. The record is from RefSeq and is a predicted model, not a curated record. Bases 43 to 702 code for a protein of 219 amino acids. Lineage: Eukaryota; Metazoa; Arthropoda; Insecta; Coleoptera; Tenebrionidae. The transcript is spliced from 5 exons.